Hemicordylus capensis (graceful crag lizard) is the source of this 6954-nucleotide messenger RNA. RefSeq names its product kinesin family member 14 (gene KIF14). NCBI's taxonomy places the organism in Eukaryota, Metazoa, Chordata, Lepidosauria, Squamata, Cordylidae. Gene Ontology annotation, molecular function: microtubule motor activity; microtubule binding; ATP binding. The record is from RefSeq and is a predicted model, not a curated record. Gene Ontology annotation, cellular component: kinesin complex; microtubule. The coding region runs from base 379 to 5325 and encodes 1648 amino acids. Gene Ontology annotation, biological process: microtubule-based movement. The transcript is spliced from 31 exons.
UUCGAUGAGGAACCAGCGGUGUCGCUAUAGUCUCGCGGCGUCUACGGUUGCACAUCGGCUACUCUUCCCGCUCGGAACUGCGUGUGAUGUCAUUGACAGUUUCAGCCAAUAGCUGGCGGCAGCGGCGCAUUCGAACGAGGUGUUGCAGAAGGGACUGUCUGUUGGUGGGUUAUCUGCAGGAAACGGGUUCUUCGGGAUGCGUGGCGGCAGUUCAAGCCUCGCCCUAUUCCCUUAAGUGGGGAGAAGAAGCUCGUAUUUGGCUUUCUCCGCUUUUUCAUCCGGCGGAUUGUUUCUGCACGGAGGCUCCUACUUCCCCCACUCUUCCUUGAGGUGGUGCUUGUUCCUGAACAGAAGUCAGCUCCCUUGCUUGGAGCCCAAAUGCCUAUCUAUACUGUACCAAAUGGAAACCAUACUGGUGCACUUGGUAUUUCUUCACAAAAGCAUCCUUCCCAAAAUGUCUCUGCUAGAAGCAACAGGUUUGGACAGCAGCUUACGUCACAAGUAUCUGAGAAUGAGAGAAGCAAUCCAUUGUUACAGACUCUGUGUAAGUCAAAAGAAAUAAAUAGGACUUAUGUGCUUUCUGCCUGUAACAAACUGGGUGAUGCCUCAGCUACGUUUACAACUGAGCACAAGUUGAUUCUCCAGAGAAGAACUGUGACAAGUAAAGAACAAUCUGACACGAAUACAACACGCGAGAGUGAAAACACACAAACAGAACGAAGAUUGACGCUACAGCGCCGUAUGAGGAUUGGGUCAACUGAGAAGUGUCAAACAAAUCACACUUAUGAAGUUACAGCAGAAAAUGCAGAGUCCAUACCACAGAAACUCAGCAAAGCUUUUGAUGGAAAGCAAGUUAACAGCAAUGAUCUUCCACUUGUUAAAUCUGGCUUUCAGUCACUUAAAGGCCACACAAAUGUAAAGAUAGAUCCUGAUUUGAAAAAAGAUGUGUGUUUUAAUCACAGUAGGUCAGAUGUUACUGGGAGCUACACACCUUUGAAACGCAUGACAGUUGUUGCUGAUUCACAGAGCCAAAAUGAGGGUCCUAAAUCUGCAGUCUUGACAGCAAAAUCUGACAAUAGAGCAUCUGCAUUAAAAUUGACUGAAAAUGUUAAUGUUAUUCAGGAAAAUAAAAUUGAAAGCAUGCAAAACAGAUCUAUUAAAAAUGGAAUUUUGGAAAGACAGAAGACACCAAUGAAAGGUCCAGAAGAAGGAAUUAGAUUUACACCUAAAUAUGGGCAUGUUCAGUAUUCCAAGAGUGCAACUGUCUCCACAGUAAAGAAUAAGCUGCAUUGUUUUCAAACACAGCUAAAGAAAACCAGUACUUCUCACUCUCUAAGUAGUAAAAAUGGAAGGGUGCAGGAAAAUGUCACAUACCCCCAUACUGCUUCAGUCAAAGAAGACACUCUAAUUCAGAAUACGUGCACCAAAGAUGACCCUUUCAAAAUAGAAAACAGUAAAGUGACUGUGGCGGUGAGGAUACGUCCCUUUAGUUCCAGAGACAAAAAUGAAGAAACACUCCAGGUAGUUUCAAUGAUUGGGCAAGAGACUGUUGUGCAUCAUCCAGAUACAAAACAAACGUACAGUUUUGUUUUUGACUUUUCAUUCUGGUCUUUGGAUAAGUGUCCUAAUUUUGCAAGUCAGGAGAUGGUAUAUCAGUCCUUGGCAAUACCGCUCUUAGAAAGAGCCUUUGAAGGAUACAAUACUUGCCUUUUUGCAUAUGGACAGACUGGUUCUGGAAAGUCAUAUACCAUGAUGGGAUUUGAUGAUGAUGAACGAGGAAUCAUACCAAGAUUUUGUGAAGAUCUCUUUAUUCGAAUAGUGGAAACAAAACCACAGCAGACUACUUAUCAUCUUGAGAUGAGCUAUUUUGAAGUUUACAAUGAAAAAAUUCAUGAUUUGCUUGUCUUCAAGGCUGAAAAUGGACAGAAGAAACAACCUCUUCGUGUCAGAGAACAUCCUGUUUUUGGACCCUAUGUGGAAGACCUGACAGUAAAUGUUGUCCAUUCUUAUGCAGAUAUCCAGAGUUGGCUCCAGCUAGGAAAUAAACACAGAGCUACAGCAGCCACAGGCAUGAAUGACAAGAGUUCUCGAUCUCAUUCUGUUUUCACCUUGGUGAUGACACAAACAAAGGCAGAUAUUGUGGAAGAAGAGGAACGUGAACAUAGAAUUGUCAGUCGUGUUAACCUAAUAGACCUGGCAGGCAGUGAACGCUGCUCUGCAGCUCGAACCAGUGGAGAGAGACUGAAGGAAGGUGUGAGUAUUAACAAAUCCCUGUUAACUUUGGGGAAAGUUAUUUCUGCACUGUCUGAGCAAUCUCAGAGCAGGAGAAAGGUGUUUAUUCCAUACCGUGAAUCUGUCCUUACAUGGCUGCUAAAGGAAAGCCUUGGUGGAAAUUCAAAAACUGCUAUGAUUGCCACAAUAAGUCCUUCUGCCAGAAAUGUAGAGGAAACACUUAGUACUCUUCGAUAUGCUAAGCAAGCUUGUUUCAUAAUCAACAUUGCCAAAGUAAAUGAGGACACAAACAUUAAAUUAAUUCAAGAACUGAAAGCAGAAAUUGAGAAACUGAAAUCGGCUCAGAAAAAUGUUCACAAUGUUGACCCUGAAAAACAAAGACUGUAUGUGCAAGAAAUAACAUCUUUAAGAGUGAAGCUAUACAAGCAAGAGAGGGAGAUGGCUGAGAUGCAAAGGGCCUGGAAAGAAAAACUUGAACAAGCAGAAAAAAGGAAAUUUGAAGAAACAAUGGAGUUGCAGAAAGCAGGCAUCACAUUCAAAGUGGACAACCGUCUACCUAAUUUGGUCAAUCUGAAUGAAGAUCCCCAGCUCUCAGAGAUGUUGCUAUACAUGAUUAAGGAUGGACAAACUACAGUUGGAAAAUGUAAGCCAAAUUCACAUCAUGAUAUCCAACUAUCCGGAGUCUUGAUUGCUGAUGACCACUGUCUUAUUAAACAUAUUGAUGGUGCUGUGAGUAUUAUUCCUUUGGGAGAAGCAAGGACCUAUGUUAAUGGGAAAUGCAUUUCAGAUCCUACAUUGCUGCAUCAUGGUGACCGCAUUGUUCUUGGAGGAGACCACUAUUUUCGAUUUAACCACCCAGUAGAAGUUCAAAAAGUAAAAAGUUUUUCUUGUGGUACUGGUGUUCCUGAUGAUGGGCCAAAAGGUUUUGAAUUUGCAAAAAAUGAAUUGCUGGCUGCACAAAGAGCUCAACUUGAAUCAGAAAUAGAAGAGGCACGUCUGAAAGCCAAGGAAGAAAUGAUGCAAGGUAUCCAAAUUGCGAAAGAAAUGGCUCAGGAAGAACUCUCUUCUCAGCAAAGAAUUUAUGAGAGCCAGAUAAAGUCCUUGGAAGCGCAACUGGAAGAGGAAUCCAGUAGGAAACAACUGCAGGAAAUGAAUAAUAAAAUGGCUGCAAACAAAAUUCAGGAGCUGGAGAAAGCAAAGCGAGGCCUUGAGCUAGAAGUACAUUUCAAUAAGAAGCGCUUAGAAAUGGAGACUUUGGCUGCCAAAGAAGCGCUAGAAGAUCAUACAAUUCGUCAUGCCAAGAUUCUUGAAGCUCUGGAGGCCGAGAAGCAGAAAAUUGCUCAGGAAGUGCAAACUCUUCAACAGAGUCGUGGACACAGGAAUAAAGUGGAGCCAAACUGGAAUUCUUUGAAACUAUCGAUGAUGAUCAAGGAGGCCAACACAAUUUGUAGUAAAUUAAAGAAGCACACUGAGUUUUGUAGGCAUGUAAUGGAUGAAAGAAAUGGCACUGGCUCCUCGCUUCAGGUUCAAGUCCAUAACAUCAGGUUGGGUGCUGUAACCUUCUGGAAUCUGGAGAAGUUUGAGGACAAGCUGGCCACAAUAAAAGAACUUUUUGAGAUGAACAGUAGCAACAAAAUUGAUGAGAUUCUUUAUGAUCCUACUGACAACUGGGAACCUGAUUUUUCAAAUGCAUCUGUUUCUUCCAUGUCUCGAAGGCGGAGCAGAAGUUUAAGGAAGAGCAAGCGAGUUUCUGGAUGUUUGUCUGAAGUAAAGAUGAAACUGCAUGAUGCAUAUUUGCCAGGCUCAAGAAAUAAACUGAGCAGCCUGAGCUCGGAUCCAUCUGAAUCUUUCCUACCUGGUAUUUGUAAGGAAUUGCUAUGUUCAGCUUUGGAUACUUUGGGACAGGCAGGUGAAGAAGAGGAGAGCAUGGCACAAAGCCUUUUAACAACACUGUUCACCAUUUCUGCUGGAGUCACUGCCAUGACAAAUGCUUAUGAGCAAGCUGAAGAAAGCCAAGAGGAUUUUUUCACUGUUGACCAAACAGCUCAGUCCUGCAGCAUCAAGAUCACUUCAGCUUUUGAACAGCUUGUAGUUCUAACCAAACAUUGGCUGAACAGUUUCCAAAAAAGUGAUGAAUUUGUACAAAUUCAUGAAGAACUAAGGGAGGAUUUAAUACAUCUGGGGGGAUUUCUGCAAUUGCUAUUUCAGGGAGGUUCUUCGGAUUUGUCUUCCAUAGUAACAGAGGCACAGAAGAAAAUAAUGCAGACAUUGAAACAAAUGGUAAAAUAUGUAGGACACCUGGCGGUACUUGCAGGCACAGGCCUACAUGUUGCAGCAGAAAACAAAGAUGGUACAAGCAACCCAAAGCAGUUCAUAUCGGACAUCUGUGUUGGAAUGACCUUGGGAUUGGAACACCUUUUAGACUGUAUACAGAAGAAAUCUAGGAAGAUGCAGAAUGAACUCUUGAAGUGGUACCCCCAAGAUGAGGUUCAGAAUCAAAUAAAGACUAAAACUAUCGCUUUGGCUAAAUUCCUUGAAAAUAUAAUAUCUGAUUGUAAAAAGAAAGAAGUAGCAGCUCUAACAAAGAGAGGAGAAUCUGUUGACCAAGAGUUAAAGAAAGCAACUAGCAAAGCUGCUGAAUUUUUGGAAUUACAUCAUUGUCUAGAUCAAAUCUAUGAAGCUGUUACUUCUUCUUUACAAGGAUUGUACAGAAAUAGAAGCCCACUCAAACAUUUUAUAGAACAGAUCUGCAUCUUAGCUGGGAAUUUGAAUGCACUCUGUAAUCCAUCAGCUUUGUCUACUGGUUCAACAGACUGUCCUACUUGUGUAAAAUCAGAGCCUCUUGUCAACUGUAGUGAAUUAGACGCUGUAGCAAAGUCACUCCUUAUAACUUUUGAACUUGAACAUGGACAGCAUUCAAUGACACUUCAGGACAAUUGUAUGCGAAGUACUCAGCCUGAAAGAAAACGGUUUGAAAGUGGUGAAACUACAACAGUUGUGGGGCAGAAAGGAGUUCCGAAACAGGAAUAUAAACUCUGGUCUGUACCUGAAAACUUAAGUGAAUCUUCACCUAGUGGAAUACACUGGGUAUAAAAUAUUUUGCUUCAUGUGUAGAAUAAUUCAGAAUGUAGGAAAUAAGCACUUCAUAGUAAACACUGUAAAGGUUAUAUUGGCUGCCGUGUCCUUUCUUGUCAUCAGAGUAUCACAGAAGUGUUGGAAUGAGAAAUUUCAGGUUAAUGUACAUGCUAGCUCAGUCAAGGUUGUCCUUUUGUGGAGAGUAGCUUGCUUUUCUCCAAUAUGAGUAUUAGGCAUUGGCUGAGCCAGGCACUCCAUAUAUAUACCAGUUUUUGUGGAAGCAUAUGGGGAAGAACAACCUGUGAGGGAAAUAUGGCUCACAAAUGUCUUGCAUGUGCUGCGGGGAGGAUAAUGUGUGUUAGAUCUCAUUACCAUGGAAUAGUUCACCUUACCUGCUUGAGAGUACAAAUGGAACUGUCACUCUAACAGGAACAAUUAAUUCAUGCCAGAAUAAAAUCUAGUCUAAAAUACUUAUUUUUAAGAAGUUGUAAGCCAGAAAAUUCUGUUCUACAAUUGAUUCUUUCUACACGAAUGCACCAGCCUUAUUUUGUAGUCAUUGAAUGAGAAGUAUUUGCCUUCAUGUUGGUAUUACUUGAUUCUUAGUUCUAUGAAUAUUUGGCUGGGUGGGGGGGGAGAGAGUUGACUUAUUUGCUUGUAACUAGGCCAGAUAUAUUUAAAAGGAGAUAUAUAUUCUCUCCCCAUCUCUUGGAAAAUAGGUGUAUUGCUGCUUGAGCUGCUAGUGUAUAGUAUUUUACUAGUACCAAAGGAAAAUACACUCCUGGGUCUCAGCCAUUCUUGAAAAGCAUCCUGAGUUACUUCUACUACAGUAGAAGUUAUAAAAACCAGAGGUUGGGAAGAGUUCUUCUACUGCCUCCGAAAUAACAUGAUGGCUAAUCUCCAAAGAGGCUCAUUCCCAUACAGAGAGCUGUGCAAAAUGUGCCUCAUGGAAAGCCACUCCAAAGGUCUUUGGGAGAUCCUUGAGAGAUCUUCGGGAGUGCCGCCUUGGGGACACAGAGGGCUGCAGUAGGAAGGGGGCUAGAAAUUUUGCAUACAGUCUUUGAGAUUCUGGUUGAUAUGUGGUGUAAACUCUAUAAUAUGGUACAUGAUUUUUUAAAAGAGCUUCUUGACAACUCAGGGACUAAGGAUUUUUUGCACUUCUGGAUUUGGUAGAUUUUUCUCAGCCUGGAUUUGAGAAAAAUAAGCUUUUCUUUAUGUUGGUAUUUAUAUGUGGCAUUUAUCUGAUAGGCAGAAAAAUGGCAGUGCAUUUCAAUAACGUUUUAUUACUUAAUAGUGUAACACACAGUACAACAGAACUGGUUCAUCAUUCUCUGAGAGAGUGGAAAUUGUUUGUGUCAUGCUAAGAAUAAUGAACCUAAGAACUUAAUGGGAUCAUUUUGUGAAUUUUUUAAAACCAUGUUGACUUGUGUCAGAUUUGACUGAAGCUUGAAAAUGUAACUGUAUUCAUAUGCAUAUAAAGUGCUUCCAAAUAUUUACAAUCAAAUUGCAACGUGUACAGAAAUUGUCAGACUUCAUGCAACAUAUAAACAUUCAUGUUUCCUUUUUUAAAUUAUAUGCCUUGAACCUUAUAUAUGUUUUGGAAGGACAUUAAAAUGUGUUGUAAAUCUCAUAUAAAACAUUCUAACUCUA